UCUACCGUAAAAUUUAUAUAAACGACGCCGAAAACUGGGAAAAUGUCAUCGCGAAUAGCCGAUCUCUUGCGAUCUCUUGUACGCAAUGCGGUUCGUCAGUAUUAUAUUCGUAUUUUUGGUGUAUCGGAUCAGAUGUGGAGCGUUUGCGGAUGAAUUACCCUCUUUUCUCCACGUAUGUCACCGUAAUGAUCCCAAUUUGAUCCCGUGCCUGAUAGCAGCGGUCGAAGAAAUCAGACCUUUCCUCGUCAAAGGUGUUCCCGAAUACAAUCUACCCAGCCUAGAGCCUCUGCAUAUGAAAGACUUUUUCGCUGAAGAGACGGCAGGGAUGACGAUAAAAGUGACAGAAGUUAGCGCGUGGGGAUGCAGCGACUAUUUCGUUAGAGGCAUCGAAGCAAACAUGGAUACCAAUCAGUUCGUUGUUGAUGUGGAUCUACCCAAAUUGAGAAUCGAAGCACACUAUCACGUCGACGGAAAACUUUUGAUGGUUCAAGUGAGGGGUGACGGUGACAUAGAGGCUAAUAUAACUGACGUUAAAGCAAGAGCGGAACUCCAGGGAGAACUUUACGACAAAGAUGGCGAGAAAUACAUGAAAUAUACCGAUGUCAAACUCAAAGUCUCGAUCGGUGGGGGAUCUGUUAGACUGGCAAACUUAUUCAACGGUGAUCAAGUGCUGCUGGCCAUGAUCAAUGACGUGGUUAACAAAAACCUGGACCUGUUUUUGAAAGAGCUGAUGCCAAUUAUUCAAAAGUCGCUGGAAGGGGUCGUUAUGAAUACGGGAAAUGCUAUAACGGAUGCUUUCUCAUAUAAGCAAUUGUUUCCCCAGUAAUAUCAUUAUUGUCGCUAUCGAUUAUUUUAAAUAACCUGUUUAACCAUGUCAUUUUAUUGCAAGUGCUUAGUAAAAAUGCAGAAUUCGACGAUUCGGCAUAUUUUGUUGAUCCGAAUCCUCAUUUUAAUUUUAAUAAAAGUUUGCGGAUUA
This is a messenger RNA of Cylas formicarius (sweet potato weevil), 976 nucleotides long. RefSeq names its product circadian clock-controlled protein daywake-like. The transcript is spliced from 6 exons. NCBI's taxonomy places the organism in Eukaryota, Metazoa, Arthropoda, Insecta, Coleoptera, Brentidae. The coding region runs from base 86 to 826 and encodes 246 amino acids. The record is from RefSeq and is a predicted model, not a curated record.